Sesamum indicum (sesame) is the source of this 1799-nucleotide messenger RNA. RefSeq names its product cytochrome P450 93A3-like. Gene Ontology annotation, molecular function: oxidoreductase activity, acting on paired donors, with incorporation or reduction of molecular oxygen; heme binding; iron ion binding. The record is from RefSeq and is a predicted model, not a curated record. NCBI's taxonomy places the organism in Eukaryota, Viridiplantae, Streptophyta, Magnoliopsida, Lamiales, Pedaliaceae.
GAUUAAGAGUUUGAGCCAUGGCUGAAAUCCAAGAAUACAUUAUUUUCUUGCUCAUUUGGCUUAUUCCCACCAUCCUGCUCCGAGCAUUUGUCCAAAAACGGUCUUCUCCACGCCUUCCUCCCAGCCCUCUAGCUCUGCCGAUUAUUGGACAUCUUCAUCUUCUUAGCUCAAUACCUCACCAAGCUUUCUUCAAAAUCUCAUCGCGCUAUGGACCCUUGAUUCACUUAUACCUUGGUUCUGUUCCUUGCGUAGUUGCUUCAUCGCCUGAGAUGUGCAAAGAAUUCCUAAAAACACACGAAAUUUCUUUCUUAAAUCGACCCAAAACAGUUGUGUCCGACUAUGUGACGUAUGGCAGUCAGGACUUGUCAUUUGCACCUUAUGGAGAUCAGUGGAAGUUCGUGAAGAAACUGUGUAUUUCUCGGCUUCUUGGCUUACAGACACUUGACUUGCUGCAGCCUAUCAGGCGCCAAGAAAUAAACUACCUAAUUGAGCUUUUGUCAAUGAAGGCGAAAGCUGGCGAAUCGGUUGCUAUUGGAAGUGAGCUUAUUAGAUUGUCGAACAAUGUAAUAUCAAGAAUGGUGCUGAGUCGACGGUUGUCCGGAGAUGAAAAUGAGGCUGCGGAAAUGAAGGAACUGGUCCGAGAAAUCACUGCUCUUACAGGGAAGUUUAAUUUGUCGGACUUCAUUUGGUUCUGCAAGAAUUUGGAUGUGCAGGGAAUUGGAAAGAGGUUGAAAGCGGUUAUGGGAAGGUUUGAUAAAAUGUUGGAGAAGAUCAUAGAGGAACAUCAAAGUGAAAGAAGGAAAUUCAAUCAGAGAAGUAAGGAGGGCGAAAUUGCAAAAGAUCUGCUUCACAUUUUACUUGAUAUAGCUGAAGAUGAAAGCUCAGAGAUGCAACUAACAAGAGAGAACAUCAAGGGUUUUAUCCUGGACCUGUUUGUAGGUGGAACUGAUACAUCAGCAAUCACAAUAGAGUGGACAUUAGCAGAGCUGAUAAAUCAUCCUAAAAUCUUGCAAAAAGCAGUUCAAGAAAUCGAUUCUGUUGUAGGGAAGAAUAGAAUUGUCGAAGAAUCAGACAUCCCCAACCUCCCCUACCUUCAAGCUAUUGUAAAAGAAUCACUAAGGAUUCACCCAUCAGGGCCAAUAAUUGUGAGGGAGUCAACUGAAGACUGCACCAUUUCCGGGUACCAUAUUCCGGCCAAAACUCGACUAUUCGUCAACGUUUGGGCUGUCGGGAGGGAUCCUAACCACUGGGAAAACCCGCUGGAGUUUAGGCCAGAAAGGUUUCUUGCCGAGGAUGGGAGUGCGAAAGGGCAGUUGGAUGUUAGGGGACAACAUUAUCAACUCUUACCAUUCGGGAGUGGUCGGAGAAGCUGCCCCGGAAAUUCAUUGGCAUUGCUUGUUGUUCAGACAGCCUUAGCUUCCAUGAUUCAGUGCUUUGAUUGGAAGGUUGAGGGCAUUGUGGACAUGGAGGAGGCGCCGAGCAUGACCCUGCCGAGGGCUAAUCCUCUCAUAUGUUUCCCAGUGCCCAGGCUCAAUCCCAUUCCAUCACUGUAAUCUACAUUACAGAACUGGUGGAAGUCUAAGAGACAGGAAGAAAACAUCUCUACUUGUUUUAAUGAUGAUGAAUAAACAUUCUGUCGCGAUUCUUGAACGACGUCUGUAUCUGUUGUGUAUGGUUGAUCGUCUGUCUGUUGAUCAUCAAACUGUCACUUGUAUUUCUAUAUUUUACGAAAUAUAAUUCUGAAACUAGACUCCCACCUUGGGUUGUCAAUUAUUGGGCAAAAUUGCAUUUUUAGUUCA